Molecule: messenger RNA, 2400 nt
Organism: Cyclospora cayetanensis
Lineage: Eukaryota; Apicomplexa; Conoidasida; Eucoccidiorida; Eimeriidae
Source: RefSeq, a predicted model, not a curated record
AUGCUGCUGCUGCAACAGCUUCACUGCCAAAAGAAGCAGCAGCGCGUCUUGCGCCGACGCGACCCCCGCGAGGCAGCCUCAGCGGAUGGGGAUGAAGCAGAAGCAGAUGUCUCAACGGACCUUCAAGCAACAGCUGCUGAUGCAGCAGCUGCGGAAGCCGAAGCUGCCGCAGAGGCAGAAGCAGAAGCCGCUGUUGCUGCUGCAGCCGAUGCUGUUGUUGAAGCCACGGCGGCUGCAGCAGCAGACACUGCAGCAGCACCAACGCGGGGAUCUGGCUACUGGGAUAUGGAGGAGACAAGGACUGGAGGCAGUGGCAGCGAGUAUUGCAUGCUCUAUUUCCAUGGAAAUGCAUGCGACGCCAAUAUGGUCAGGGGAUGGUUACAAGUCGUUGCAGACGAGCUAGGACUCCCGAUUCUUGUUUUUGAGUAUCCUGGUUACGGUCUCCUCUCUGGCUUGCCGUCUUCGUCUUCUGGCAUCGACCGAUGCGCAAAGGUUGCCUUAGAGUUCCUUGUGGAGCAGCUACGCUUUCCUCCAGAAAAGAUCAUACUCUGCGGAAGAUCCAUAGGAACAGGGCCUGCAGCAUUUCUAGCUUCUCGACUGGCAAAGUGUAAUCUUCAGUUGGGUGGCCUCGUGCUGAUUUCCCCCUUCGCUUCCUUAGCUGCUUUGGCAGCAGAUAUGGCGGAGCUGCCCGAGUCUUUUGCGCGGCUUGUUGUUACGCACCACUGGGAUACCGAAGAGGCUCUUCAGCAGUGCCAAGGUCUCCCGCUUUGCAUCAUUCAUGGGCAGGAAGACGAAGUGAUUUCGGUGUCUCACUCCCGCCGUCUGCUCGCGCGCACUCCCCCUGUAGCAGCUCUGAGAGUUUCACACAUGCCGCUGCACGCCGAUCACGCUAUUGGUCUAGAACCUGCCACUAUGCGGGAGGAAGUGUUACAGCCGUUAUUGUUGUUCCUGAGGAAAAUUAGAUGCGCAGCGCGCCUGAGGCAGCAGCAACAGCUGCAUCACAAGAAGCAUUUGGAGGCGCAGGCAAGGCGAGCAGCGGCAGCAAAUGCAGCAGCAACCGCAGUUGCUGCUGCUGCUGCGGACUCUCUGGUGGGUUAUUUGCAACCGCAGGUGUCUCGGCUGCUGCGGGAAAGAACUAGUUGCGUAGGCAGAUGGCGCUCUGAGCAGCAGCAGCGGAUGCACAGCCAGGGAGAACAACAGCUACAAAAACAGCAGCACAGUCAUCCAAACGGCCAGCAACAGCGUGAGGAAGAAAGAGAAGCAGCUAGGCGGCUUACGUCGAGGAGGCAUCCCAACAAAUUUGGCCCCUUAGGAUGCAGCAAAGCCACAGCAGACCCCAAGGUUCGACUUCCCCAGGCAUUUUUCGGUGACUCUGAUGCCAGCGACUCCUCCCCCCCCUCCCCCGCAGCAGCAGCAGCAGCAGCAGCGCCAGCCACCGCUGCCCUUGCAUGCGCAGACUUCCUGCGCGGAGACAGCCACGACACAGCGGGCAGCCCAUCGACAACAGCACCUUCAUCAUCGGCUUCAGCAGGAGAUGACGCCGCACGAGCGUUCCUUGCCUCGGAGGCGAAGAUUCACCGCCGACUGCUGCUUGCAUGCAAGCAGAUGAAGCAGCAGCAGCAGCACCACCAGCAGCAUCACCAGCGAAAUCAGCAGCGGCAUCUCUCGCUGGCGUCGGCAAGUACCUUCUUUAAAGACGAAGCAUCAGCAGCAGCAGCAGGAUCCCAACACGUCAGGCGUGUGAUGACCGUUGGUGAAGCACCCGGCGCAGCAGUCGCAGGAUUGUGGUCUCCAAAAGCCAAUCAUCACCUUUCGCUACCUCGGCAUUACUUGUGGAACGACGGCAGCAGUAGUGGCAGCAGCCAACACAGUUCGCCCGUCGCGGCCAGCAGCAACAGCAGCCACAAGAUGGCUGCAACAUCCGCAUCUCAAAAAUUCCUCGCAAGGCGCAGAACGUGCAACUUUGCUGCUGUAGAAGGCGGUAGCAACAAUUCAUCGGUGUUGCAGCAGCAACAGCUACUGCAGCAGCAGCGUCAACAGCUACGGCAGCAACGGCAGCCACUGCUGCAGCAGCCGCAGCAGCAACAGCAGCGACCGCUCCACGUUUGCAGAACCCUCGGAUCGUCAGCAGCAAGAACGGCUUCCUUAGUCCCAGGCUACAGAUUUUGGAGCCGCUGCGCGGCUACAAAAGCGUCUGCAGCGAGAGAAGCAGGCGCAUCAUUAUUCUUUCGUGCCCUUUCCUCCGGUGUAGCGGCCAGGUGCUGUUGCGCGUUGGAUAGGGAGGGAUCCCUAGCGGAAUCCGCAAUGCAGCGGCAAAGUUUUCCCGCUGAGGCUUCUUGCUUUCGCUGGUGCUUGAGUGCCUCCCGUCGAGACGGCAGUACACUUGCUGGAAGGAGGUAA